Molecule: messenger RNA, 3096 nt
Organism: Helianthus annuus (common sunflower)
Lineage: Eukaryota; Viridiplantae; Streptophyta; Magnoliopsida; Asterales; Asteraceae
Product: dual specificity protein kinase zak2
Exons: 5
Coding region: 538-2973 (811 amino acids)
Biological process (GO): protein autophosphorylation
Cellular component (GO): plasmodesma; plasma membrane
Molecular function (GO): transmembrane receptor protein tyrosine kinase activity; ATP binding
Source: RefSeq, a predicted model, not a curated record
CUUGUGUAUUGUGCCACCCACUCCCACCACCUGUUGUUCCUCUUUGAUUGCUUUCCGCAAUAGAUUUUUAUUCAUUCAAUAAUUAGUUCCAAGUUUUAUUAAUGCGAGUUCUUGUGUCCGGAGAGAGAGAGAGAAACAAGUUUCGUGUUUUAGUUGCGCGCUUUGUUCCUUUGUUUGUCAUUACUUUUGGUAUGUGAUACUGAUGUCUAGUAAUUACUUGUUGAAAUUAAAUUAAGAAGUAAAGAGUUUGUCAAGAAUAUUAUCAACUGUUCUAGCAACAUAAUUGUUUUCUGUGAUUGGAUACAUGUAUUUAAUCGUUGCCCAUAGCUCUGUACAUGGAUUAAUUGUUGUUGGGUUUAUUGUGUUUGCUAUGCCUUGAACUUAUACUUGUAUUUAAUCGUUUCCCAUAGCUCUGUACAUGUCCUAUAUUAAUUUUCCACAUAUUGUGAUGCUGCUCUCAAUAUGAAUUGUUUCUCUCUCUCUCUCUCUCCAGAUAAUUUGUUCACCUGUCAAAUUUGUUUCUUCAAUCGAUAAAAGAUGUCUUACACAGAUGAUUUUAGACACCUUGAAAUUCAACUUAAAGAUAUAAAGGCAGCUACCAACAAUUUUAGCGACAACCCUAUUGGAAACGGUGGGUUUGGAACUGUGUACAAAGGAGAACUACUUCUCCCCAACGGCCGGCGGAGAAUGGUCGCCUUCAAACGCUUAAACCGUAAAUUUGGACAAGGUGAUGUUGAAUUUUGGAAGGAGAUCACGACGCUUUCUGAACUGAGUCAUGAAAAUUUGGCCUCCCUUUUACAUUUUUGCAAGGAGGGUGAAGAGAGAAUCCUUGUAUAUGAGUACGUAUCUCGUCAGAGCCUCGAUAACUAUCUUGAUAAAGCUAGCCUCACAUGGAUCCAACGGCUCCACAUAUGUAUUGGGGCUGCAAGAGGAAUUGCCUAUCUUCACGAUCCAAAGAAGACCCAACGAAGGAUUCUUCACCGUGACAUAAAAAGUUCAAACAUCCUUCUGGAUGAAAAAUGGACUGCUAAAGUUUCAGAUUUUGGCCUAUCAAAAGUCACUCCUGCUAACCAAACGCGUUCAUAUCUAGUGUCUAAUGUUGCAGGUACACUUGGAUAUUGUGAUCCAGAGUAUCAUGCAACAGGUAUUCUUUCAAAAGAGUGUGACGUCUACUCUUUUGGAGUGGUGUUGUUCGAAAUUAUGUGUGGAAGAUUAUGUUGUGAAGUGGAAAAGGAUAAGCUAAUAUGCAUUUUAGUGCAUACAUGGACAAAUCGUUGUGAUGAAGAUAGAUUAGAUGAUAUUAUUUUUCCUGAUCUAAAGCAACAAAUAAAUCAGGAUUCUUUGUUGACAUUCGCAGCCAUUGCAAGACGAUGUCUAAAUAGGGAUCAUAAAGAACGACCAAAUAUGAUUGAGGUCGUCAGAGAACUCGAGGUUGCACUGCAUCAUCAACAAAACCCUAUGAAACACGAAAUCAGCGAGACCAAGAUGCCAACAUCGUACGGAUUUGUUAGUGAAUUUGAUCACCUCAAAGUUCGAUUGGAAGAUAUAAAACUGGCCACCAACAACUUCUCUGACAACAACGUAAUUGGACGCGGUGGGUUUGGCAAGGUGUACAGGGGAGAACUCUAUCUACCAGGAGGACAACGCAUGGUCUGUUUUAAGCGACUAGACCGUAGACUCGGGCAAGGGAAUGUUGAGUUUUUUAAAGAGAUAUCGUUGCUUUCUCGAUACAGACAUGUAAAUUUGGUCUCUCUCUUGAAAAUUUGUAUUGAAGGUGAUGAGUUGAUACUUGUAUAUGACUAUGAAGCUCGUGGGAGCCUUGAUAGAUAUCUUAGUGAACCUGGUCUCACGUGGGCUCAACGCUUGAAGAUAUGUGUUGGGGUUGCUCAUGCAAUCAACUACCUUCAUGGUCCUGGGGACACACGUCAGAGAGUUUUACACCGAGACAUUAAAAGUUCGAACAUACUUUUGAACGAAAAUUGGACGGCUAAAGUUUCUGAUUUUGGUUUAUCAAAAAUUGGUCCAGCUAACCAACCGGCAACAUAUGUUUUUUCAAAUGCAGUUGGUACACCCGGAUACUGUGAUCCGGUUUAUUUUGAGACGGGUUUCCUGACAAAAGAGUCUGAUGUGUACUCUUUCGGAGUGGUGCUGUUUGAAUUAAUGUGUGGUAAAUUAUGCUGCGAAUAUAGUAAUGGUCAUCUAUCCCAAAUUCUUGUGAAUAAAUGGAGAAGAUGCUAUGAGAAGAAGAGAUUAGAUGAGAUUAUCUUUUCUGAUCUGAAGGAACAAAUGGACCCGUGUUUGUUGAGUACGUUUGCAUCCAUGGCUUAUCUGUGUAUCAAGAAACGUCGUGACGAACGGCCAACUAUGGAAGACGUUGUGAAAAUACUUGAGAUUGCAGUUGAACAACAAGAGGAAUUUGAAGAGACGAUGAGGAUUCAAAAGCUCAGGAAAUCAAUAUUAAACACAUCCCAGGAUCAAAAUUUCAUUAAUGGAAUUCAUGUUGAUGAUGACAAUACGUGGCUUGCAAUACUUAAGGGAAAAGUGUGUGAAGUAAUAUCUGCAACAAAAUGCAUCUCUGCGGACUCCCUUGUACAUGACGACACACAAAAAUCAAGGUUUCCAAACAUCGUAAAGGGUGGAAUGUACAAUGGUUUUACAGUAAAAGUGACAACUCAAUUCUUGUCACCAAAGACAAUGUACACCGUAAGCCUUGUCUUCAAACAUAGUGGUCCGGAUCAUGGGACACAUAUACCCUUUAAAUUCAGACUGGAAGGGGAGAGAUACUACUCAAAUUCAUGCAUGACACAUGUGAGAGAUGAUGGAUGGCUAAUGACAGAACUAUACCAAUUUACAAGCCACAAGAGUGAACAUGUUCUUGGGAUUCACUUCUUGCCACUCUUCGAUAUUACUUCCUCAAGAAUUAAGUAUUUUCUUGAAGGCAUUGAAUUUUGUCCUGUUCAGUAUAUAACUUGACUAGCUGUAUGUUUACUCCUAUACAUCAUAUUCUUGUUUUUAGUUUAGUUAUCAUUAAAUGUAUAAAUAAUUCGAAUUCAACAUAUAUGGAUACUACAAAUCAGGCAGUGGCGGAUCAAAAAA